AUGUCUACGCAGGUUUGUGGUGUUCUUCCUCGACGACGUUAUACAGCUAUCAGUGUAAUAAAUGGAGCCAUUGAUUCUUCUGCAGUGAUGCUACUAAUAUUUAAGGUACAGUGUUGUAACCUUAGAAAUAAUAGACCUAGAAUGCGUGCUUGGUCACUUGAGCGGUGUCCAAAUUGAAAACAGGAAUGCCCUUAUAAAUCCGCUAUUUUGAAUUUGAGCAUAGGAGUGCAAACUAGAAAGUAUAAAGCAAAGCUAAAACUAAGUUUUCAUCGUCAAAACGUUUUGUCUUGCUGUCUAAUUUGUAGUUUGGGGAAAUAUUUGAAAUAUUAAGUUCUUUAAGGCUCAAAGCAAAUGUGCAGUUACAAAAACGGUGAAAAUCGUGCAGCCUUGUAAAAACAAAGUAGUUUCGCGUAUUAAAAUAUAAUUUACUCAUAAUUCAUAAAACAAACUCUGAACGUAACUGCUUUGCUAAUAUUUUCUUCAAGUACAAAAUGAUAGUUUGUUCUUCGUCGGGUUUCGUUUUUCUUCAAUCUAAACGCAGUGUUUUCACGUUUUUAAAAAAAAAAAUAUUUAUUUGUCGAUAAACGGCCCCUAAAAAAUCGUCGAAAACUAUGGUUUCAAAAGCGUUGCCUCAAGCUCAAGCAACGUAAAAAAUAUAGAAAAGUAGUUGUGAAAGUUUAAAAGAUUACUAAACUCCAUUUAUAUUACAAAACAGCUAAAAUAUUUUAGAACAUACCUUAGUAUUGAGUUUGAGUUUGUCUUAAUCUUUCGUGUUUUGUUUUGGCUUGCACAACAACGUUGAAAAUGAAUUUUCAAACGACGAUUUCUGUAUAUACUCUAUUCAGAACUAUUGCUUUUCGUAAAAAAAACACUGGAAUGGGUUUUUCUACUUUAAAAAAACUCUUUUUCUACUUGAAGUCUCGCAAAUAAAUGUUUUUGCAAACUGUGGUGAAAAAACAACUCGCACUCCCGGCAACCGCGCGAAAUUCCUUGCCGCAGGAGACUGGGACUAGCCAAAAUGCCCUUAUAAAUCCGCCAUUUUGUGGAGACAAAAUUUUCGCUGAGAAAAGAUAGGUGCACGCAUUCUAUGUCUAUUAUUUUUAUGGUUGUAACGUAGUGAUAAAAAUGAUGACUAAUGCAUGGCAACUUGAUGUCAUGCUCAAACAAUGUAAACAGUUAAAUCUAAUGAUUGCGGUGUUACACUUCGUUGCUCCACACGAGAAAAACUGAAGACUGACUUCUUCAUCAACCGUAUGUAUAUAUAUAUAUAUAUAUAUAUAUAUAUAUAUAUAUAUAUAUAUAUAUAUAUAUAUAUAUAUAUAUAUAUAUAUAUAUAUGCGCUGUCUGGAAAUUAUGAAAUAAUGAAAACAUUUCCAACUUAUCAUAUUACGGAGUUAAUAAUAUACAUAGAAAUAUUACUCGACUCUGAUUGGUUGGUUUCAGUGCAUUAAAUCCCAAACAGUAGUGCAAAAAUCUGUAACAACGGUGCAAAAAUCUGUAACAACAGUGCAAAAAUCUGUAACAACAGUGCAAAAAUCUGUAACAAACUGAUCUGAUUGGUGGAUAAACAUUGUGAUGAUAAAAUCAACCAAUCAGUUUAGAGCAGUUUAGUUUAGAGAAGUAACGUUAACGGUCACAGAUUGCUUCAAAACAAAACGAACAUGGCGCCGCGCUACACAAUGUAAAAGUUGCCUUCGCAUGGAAAAUUUGGCUUUUAUCUUUAUUUUUAAAUGGAAAAGAAUUUACCUUAAACAAGACUAACAAAAAUAACAGAGUUGAGUGGAAUUUUCAAGCUGUUAGCGUUGUAUAAUGUAACAUAACAAAGUCAAAGACAGGAACACUUUGCCAGUGGAAUGUUCGCUAUAAUCGCGUAAGUUAUUAAAACUACAAUUGGUCGAACAUUUUUAUGUAAAUUAUUAAUAAGUAAUAGCAUGGUAUCGUCAUUGACCCAUGUCGUUGAACAAUGAAAAAUUUUGCUGUGAAAUUAGUGAAGAUAACAUAGCAGUUUGUGAGAAAAUUGCGGGUCUCCGGAGUGGGAACUUUUCGGAUUUGAACUCAGCGUGUUGGAAAGUGAUAGUUCCCGCAAAAAUAUUUCAGAUAUGAGACAUGGUUAAUGAAAAUCGUUUUCUAGGCACUUUUCGAGGUCACAACACCCGAUUUCUUUGCAUGUUUCAAAUUAAUUUUAUGCAUGCUCGGACGUUUGCAUAAAUUACAGUACGAAAUUCGCAAGCCAAUUCCCAGAGUUAUAGUAACAGCGUUUAUUUACAAAAUUAUUGACAUGCAUGUAGUGUUUUUUUACAAACAAAAUCAAUCUUCAACAUAGGAGGGCACGUUGAAGAUUGAUUUUGUUUGCAAAUAAACACUACAUGCAUGUCAAUAAUUUUGUAAAUAAACGCUGAUACUAACUCUAGGACCUUUUGGAAUUGGCUUGCGAAUUUCGUACUGUAAUUUAUGCAAGCGUCCGAGCGUGCAUAAAAUUAAUUUGAAAUCAUGCAAAGAAAUCGCGUUUGAACUAUAACAAAAUGCGAGAAAAUCGAGGUUUGAAGAUCUCGCGUUGGCCUAUACGCCUGCACCUAAUUUCUUGAAACUUUGAUAGUAUAGCUUGUACAAGACAGUCCAUAUAUUUUGACUCUGUGGGAUAAAAUUUUGAUUCCGAUGAAAAGUUUUUUUGCGCAAGGGGGGGGGGGGGGAUUAUUAACAGCUUUCCUACUCUAAAAACGCUAGCAUUUGAAAUAAUUUUAGUAAUUUAGAGAGAUGUACCAGAGAACGCUAAAGUACAUAGGCUCACUGAAAGAUUUUGCAAAUGUCGCGCGCAUCUGACUUUAGUGAACUUUCUCUAACUGCGUAGUUUUUUCCUGAUACACCCUGUAUAUAUAUACAUAAAUAAUUGUAAAAGCUAUAGUUGUUCAUUUUCUUUCAUUACUUCUUCCAGUUAUGUUAUAAUUCUGGGAUUUCAUUCAAAACUAUCAUCAUCGUUUACUAUUCCUUUAUAUUUGGACAUGGAUUGUUGUUUACGUUUUCGAUAUUUCCCAAAGAUCUAACAGAUAGCACUAAUACAGAUAUUGGCAAUGGCGGAAGUAAUGAAGAACAUUCUAUCUCAAGUAAAGCUGAUAGCAAUGACUUAGAUAUUCAUACAGUUGGACAAUUGGAAAACGAAAAUGUAUUUACUAUAUCUGGCGAAGGUAUAAGGAAAAUGACUCAGACAAUAUUCAAAUACAAAUGUAUGCCAGUGUAGAUAGUGCCAUUAAUAACAAAACUUCAGCCGAUGGGGAUACAACUAUACCUGAAAAUACAAGGAGAAUUUAGAAGUGCCUUCGCACGAAACGAGUCGAAGUUCUGUAUUCAUCAGGUAGUUGUAUCCCUAUCAGCCGACGUUUUGCUGAGGCAAAAGUACUACAGUUCACCUCAGAAAGCAAUAUAAAUAUAUCGCUCGGACUUUCACUGUUUAAAUACCAGUUAUGUUAAUUUACGCUAUACAUCUAUAGUUACACAGUCUUUCAACCUUAUUUUCAUAUAGGGAAGAUAAGCCUUCUCUCCAUAAUCAAAGGUCCAAAGUUUAUGAUCCACACAUGUUUUGUUUCGAUUACAACUUUACGGUCUUUUUUUUUCAUUGGAAUAAUCAACAAGUCGUUGAAACGUCUCACAAAUGACGAAGAAAAAGGUGUGUAAAAAACACUAUUUUGCUGAAUGUCUGUUUGUGUUAUGUCGUCAGUACAUUUGUCUUGUACCACCGCGAGCAUGCAUGCAGGUUCCAUACCAUGCAUGCAGUAUAUGCCGUUGUCUGAUUGUAGGUAGCUAAUUUGCCUCACGCAUGCAGUACGUCGACAAGGACGUAGCUAAAGUGAACAUGUUAUGUAUUUGGCUUCUGUGUGAUCAGUGUUAACUUGUGACUCGUUCUUUAGAAAAUAUAACGAAUUAAUAGAUAUAGAAUGCGAACCUGAUCAAGAAUGUGUCUCCACUUUUUCUCAUGCGAUUGAAUUUGACUAUAGGAGUGCGCAUAUGACUCAUCCACAUCGAGUCGGUAUACCGAGAAUAACUCAAUCAUAUGGUGACUGUAUUGUUAAUAUAAAUUAAAUAGUAUUCCAAUAACAGUUUCGGCAAUAAAUGUUCGUGAUUUUUAUAACAAUUGUAUCGCUGGAUUAUUUCUAGUCAUUGCCGUGAGCAAAAUCCAGGCAUGGAAUGGAUGGAUGUAUGCAAGCUGGGUUUUUAGCCAUCAAUUUUUAUCAAUCCAAGAGAGUAGUGACACCCUUUUCAACAAAUGCUUUGGUACAUUAUGCAAUACCCAUAUUAUACAGUAUAAGUCAGAUACGGAUCCAUAUUUCAUUUUCAGUGGAUUUUUAUCUUACCAUACUUGGAUUGAUUCAAUUUACUGGCAUAGUUCUGGCCUUUGUUCCUGGCUUUCUCCUUGAUUGGUCUCCUGCUGGUAGACAUCGCAACUUUUCAAUCAUUAUAUCUUUUGUUCUCACGGGAUUAAUCUCAAUCCUUGUGACUGUCGGUCUUCUAAUUCCAGUUCUCGAAUUACAGGUAAAGUUCAAUUAUAUUAUUCUAUCAAUUAUAAGAAUAUUAGCAACAGCCAAAGCUAACAACUAUAUGGAGUUACCACCCCGUAGAGCAACCCCAGUAGCUAUGCGCGUGUGGAAAAUAUCAACUGCCAUAUCGACGACUGCCUCAUCUAAGAUUGUAUUUCAUAGAGACCGUUAUGUUUUGAAGUUACGAUAAGUGUCUGUAAUGGUGUAAAUUUUCGAAAAAUAAAUUGCCCCAUCGACAUGAAAUUUAAUUUUUUUUUGAAAAAUGUAGGGCAAAUUUGAGUCCCCCCCAAUAAAAAUUUGCUUCCGACGAUACUAAAGUUCAGUAUAGCAGCUUACUUCCAACUAAUAUGCGACGCCGCAGACUCUAUUCGAAUUCUAUAUGCCAUAAUAGAGUCGCAGGCUAACUUGCAACACAUAUUUGGAAAAUCCAAACAUUUAUCCUGUGAAACAAACGUUGGCAUUACUUACGAAUUAAAUUACGUGAUGGGCGGGGGCGCACAUUAAGGGGGCGGGAACACCGCGGAAAAACAUCUACGCAUGCGUGGGGCACAAAAAAAUGGCGAGGAAUUUAAAUACCAAAUUGUAAACAAAAACAUAUAUGGCUAUUCGGAAUGAUUUAAGGUAAUUUAAACAAACAAAAAAUACAUUAGACGGGUGGUUUAUACAUGAAUAAAUAGAUUUUAACAUUUAAAAUCUAAAAAGAAACAGAAUUUAAAUUAAAAAUUACCGUUCAAGACCAGUCGUGUGAACAUUUCUUGAAAAAUUGUCGAAUACCGAACUUAAAGCAGAAAAGUUAAGAAAACUAUAGCAUAGUUAAGUAUUUGCACACGAUUAAAUUGUAGAGGAAAUCAUUACCCUUAAAUAUAGUCAACGCAAAAAUUAUACAUGCUACGCGAAAAAUUAGUUAUUGACAAAAAUGUGGAUUAUAUGAACCUACGAAAAAUAUCUAUGUAUGGUUCAGUUAAAGAACGUUUUAUGCAAUAAAUUUAUCAACAGUCACCUUUGGUUUAUUUUCUUGCAUAAUACUACUUCUUGCACAUGUAGACUAUAAUUAUUUCUAGUUUUUAGGUUGUCACAUUCAUUAUUCCGCUUGCAUUUUCAUAAAAAAGGCAAAACAUUGAAGUCGCUUCCAUUUUGAGUUUUUGACAACAUUCGGAACACUUGACAUCCGUGCCGGAAAGUGCAGGAAAUGGCAUUUCCGAGCCUCGGUUUAGAAAAUUUUACACUGGGGAUCAUGCCUCCGGACAGCCCUAGUUUUCAGCGCUCCUAUUUUGCUAUUCUGUUACAGUUAAUCACGUGAUCCGAACCCCCUCCCCAGCAUUUUUUUUAAUGUGCGCCACUGGUGAUGGGCAACUAUUAAAGUCACUCAUGCUUCUCUUGAUAAAUCCAAUUAAUUAGUAAUAGCAAUGCCUACUAAACGGCUCACUUUUAAAUAUAGUUUCACUGAAAAUUUUGUUCAUUACGUUUUAACUGCCAGUCCGAAAAAGGACGAGUUUUUUCAUUCUUCUAUAUGGUUUGAGAACUCGUUCUUUACAAUCACUGAAUUGUCCCGUUUAUUUUUAGAUUUUCAAUUUUUUUCUUUAUACCAUCUUGAGUUCAUUUCUGUUUUCUACUCACGGAUCUUUUAUUAUGAAAGAGUAAGUAAAUUUUAUUUUCUCCAUUUACUGUCGUUUUGGGGUUCUUCAGAUCCGUCAAAGUACAUAAUCACCAGAACAGAGGGGACCUGACAUGUUCGGAAUUGCUAAUAAGGCCCAUGUACUCAUGCUCUUGAAAAUGUUGCUAUAUAUAAUAUUGAAAUAUUGCAAUUGAAGGAAAAUAUCAAUUUUAUAUUUUCCAUUAUCGAUUGCUUGAGUAAUUCUGUCAGCAAGUUCAAUGAUUGCAAAUUCAAUGAACCUAUUUUCUCCAAUUCAAUGAAUCUAUUUUCCCAGAACAUAGGGACUUAACAUGUUCGGCAUUGUCAUUUACUUCUUUUUGAAAAUAUCGUUAUAAUUAUAUAAUAUCGAAGUAUUUCAGUAUAUACCAAUUUUAUAUUUUGCAUUAUCGACUGCUUGAGUAAUUCAAUCUGUCAACAAGUUCAAUGAUUGCAAAUUCAAUGAAUCUAUUUUCUCUAAUUCAAUGAAUCUAUUUUCUCAGAACAGAGGGGAUUUGACAUGUUCGGCAUUGCCAUUUACUGCUUUUUGAAAAUACCGCGAUAUAUAAUCCCUGAUAUAUAAUCCCGGGGUGAGAGUACCAAUAUAAUUCCGCCCGGCUAUUGACAUUCGGAGAAGGAAAAGCAUUAGAGAGAAUUGGCGAAAUCUAAAGUUAGUCAAUGACGCGGACGCGUGACUAUGGUCCAUGGGUGGACCCCCUCACUGAUCUCAAAAAUAUGGCUGUUUGCUAGGAGUGGGAUAAGCAAGAUUUCAAUUUUCAAAAGCAUAUAUAUUCGGAAAAUUACGUUUCGCACAAUGAGCUUUGAAGCAAUUUUUGUUUGAAGAAAUGAGAAGAAUUGAUUUACUAUGGAAAAUCGUGAAAUAUAGGGCAAGUUUUCUUUGAAUGUUAAAUGUUUUAGUUUAUGAAUUUUGUUGUUUAAUUUAUUGCGUACAAAAAACAUCGGCACUGGUUUCCUUUUCAAUGAAGCUGUAAGUUUCCUAAAUUACGUACCCUGUUUAAUUUAAGAAAACAGGUAAAAUUUAACGGACAGCAAAUUAAGUUGAAGACCUAACUAAAAUUACUCAACAAUUUGAAGUAAAAAAAAACAUGCAGUUUAUCGACAAAAGCAGUUUAGUUAUUAAAAUAAACGUUUUAAAACAUUUUGCGAACCGAUUCGGGUUAUACUUAACAAACGUAAAACAUUUUCCGUGUUGAUAUACAGUUAUAUCAACACGAGUGGAAACUGAGAAAACGAGAAAUUUUGUGGAAACACGACGCCGGAGGGCGGAGUGUUUUCACACAAUGUCGAGUUUUCCCAGUUUCCACGAGUGUUGAUAUAACUAUAGAUCAAUACGGAAAAAUGUUUUAUAUUUUUUUAUAAUAUAUCACAAAGAAAUAUAAAGAAAGAAAUUUUCCGACUUUUCCGUAUUGACAUUGAGUUAUAUCAACACGGCUCUUAGCCAAUCAGUGUUCAGAAUUUACAAAUGCUAUAUUAUAAUUUACAUUAAGUCAAAGCUCACAAAUCCAGAACAACAUAGUAGCCUACCUACAGUGCAUAUUUCGGAAAUUCAUUGUUAUAUAUUAGUUAAAAGCAAUAAUCUUUCAACUGUUUUUUCCAUGUUGUACAAAAAUAUUAUAUAAAUUAAAAUUAUCGUGUUGCCAUGGCAAUUGGCAACACUGACGUAAACGUGAGCCUGCGGUCAGUAUUGAUUAAUUACUAAUACUCCAUAUUGAAUCAAUGUUUGGAUUGUUUGGAAAAUAUACGCGGGGGAUUGCUGCAUUUUUCAUUAUUGAUUGCUUGAGUAAUUCUGUCAACAAGUUUAAUGAUUGGAAAUUCAACGAAUCUAUUUUCUCAGAACAGAGGGGACUUGGUAUGUUCGGCAUUGCCAUUUACUGCUUCAGUUAAAAAUAUCACUAUAUAUAUAUAUAUAUAUAUAAUGUGAUAAUCGAAAUAUUGUAAUUGAAGGAAAAUACAAAUUGUAUAUUUUCAUUAUCGAUUGCUUGAGUAAUUCUGUCAAUAAGUUCAAUAAUUGCAAAUUCAAUGAACCUAUUUUCUCUAAAACCAUACUGAUGAUUUUUUGACCCUAUCCGGACUGGGGAAGGGAGAGCCCGCGCCAAAUUUGAAUGGUUAUAAUUUUUGCCCCACUUAAUUUAGAUAUAAUUAUUUACUUCUUGGCAACCGGUUUUUAGUAUUUUAUCAACUUUUUUGUGCCCACGUGAUAUAUUUGUAAGCUGCCUAACAUUUGAGUAAUUAAAAAGAACUUAUUUGAGUUAUUAUUACCAUUUAUGACGUCAUCAAUCAAAGAUGGAGGCAUUCAAGAUGACGGAAUCACGACGUCACGAAAUGACUUAAUCUAUUUACAAAUCUGGGCGUUUAGCUUUCAAAGUGAAGACCAUGCACAGAAAACUUUAAAUGACCAAUUGGCAAUUCCAGCUAAAAACUAAAUUUUGAUCUAAGCAAGAAGAACAAAAUCCAUCACCACAGAUAGAAUGAGCUUGUUAAAAGUAGUAAAAUUGCGAAGUUUGGCCGCGAGAUGUUGUAAAAUGCGGAAAGCAUAGCCCUGCGAAAUUUUCAAAUUUUGUAUUAAUUUGUAUCACGCGCGGGAGAAUGCAUCACAUUUGGGCCGAAAGUGGUGCAAAUUCCCGUGCGUAAUAAAAAUAAAUGAUACAAAUUAAUUAAUACAAAAUUUACAAAUUUCGCAGGGCUAUAUUUUCCUCAUUUUACAAAAUUUUGCAACCAAACUUUGCAAUUUUAGUAAUUUUAACAUGCUUUUUCCAGCUUUGGUGAUAUGGAUUGUUUUCUUCUUGUCUACUGUAGAUCAAAAUGUAAUCCAUAGCUGGUAUCAUCCAUGGAUGCAAUAAUUCUCCGAAUAAAGUUUAUAAUUAAUAUUUUCAAUAAAAAUCCGCCAAAUCUCAUAUCUGUACGUAUAUGUAAUGAUAAUAACAAACUUUUUCUCCAAUUUCUUUUUUUUUCAUACUUUUUUUAACUCUAUACUGUAUUUCUGCUCUAAUAUUGAAAUAGAUUAAAAAUUGCAAAACAAUAGCUCUGCAAUAUAUUCUAGAAAUUUAUUAUUAAAUAAUUUGAUGACGACUUCAUAAUGACGUCACCACGUACGUGCUACCAGAAGUUGCAGUUACUAUGGUACCAGAAGUUGCAGUUCGGCUUGUCCUAGCACUGGCAUCAUUUUCUGAAAGUUUCAUUUCAUUUUAAAAUAUUUUCUGCAGGCACUACCCCAAUAAUUUUGAAAAACCUUGAGGACAGAAGUGGGUCGAUAAUUUUGAAAUUCGUUAUUUUCGUUUCUUUAUCAGUGUGGGUGACCAGGGUUAUUUUGAGGUUAUCAGCAAUAGAUCUAGAUCCACUGAUAAAAGUUAAACUAGAAAAUACAUGCAUACAUAAACCCUCGCUUUGCUGACAAAACCAUUAUAUUUUGCGAACAUGAAUUAUUUAAAUGUAAUUUGUUACUUGUUAAAGUUAAAUAUGUUAUUUAUAAUCUUAGUAUGUAUAGACUACUGAACUAUAAAUAACUGGAAUGCUAAAUCAGGGGGGAGGGGUUGAAGCCGUGCUUGAAGCUUUUUCUGUAGGUAGACCCAGUCCUUUUUACAUUUUUUUUCAAAAUAUGCACAUUUUUCGAUUACAAAAAUCUUGCCCCAAAAUAUUAGUUGUACUACCAAAUUUAAUUUAUAUCAGUAGUAUUAUAAAUGAAUUUAAUAUUCGCAAAGCAAACAAAUCACGUAUUAGCAAAAAAAUACGAGAAAACACGGCCAUAAGCAUGAACGGUCAGAAAAACCGCGCGUUUUACGCUGCUUUUUCUGAGUUUUUGGAAGUUUAAGAUAAAACUAAGACGUCAUACCUAAGGAAUUAUUUAAACCCAUGCAAAAUACAUCUGUAUGCGAAGUUUCAAGAAGAUUGAACGUUUUAAGGUCGAAAAAAAAGCAUUUGAAAAUUGACAAAAAUAUUGUCUAUGUAUUGCUAUGAUUGCUACUGUUAGUCGGUCGCUCACGUCAGGGUUAAAGUUUUCAUAGCAGGUUUAUUAAAAAGCUAAUUUUAAAGGGAAUGUAAAACCGAAGUGUGUUUUGCUUCUAAAAAAGGAUAUGCCUUAUAGCUGUGUUGUUUGUGGAUGCAGGAGUAAUAAAAAUAAGGAAAACGAGGAACACAUAGAGCAUAUAGCCUACCACAGGUGAGUCUAUAUGUGCAUGCAUAAUGUUUACAUAAGAAACCAAUAAAAAAUCAGGAAAUAAUUGCAUAACGUUUUAUUUACCAACAUAUCUACACACAGUAUAUACAUAGUCUGACAAUUUACAUUUACAAAAUAAUAAUAUAAACUUUAAGAUUCCCCUUGAAGAAUAAGGAGCUGUUGGAAAAAUGGGAGGAAGUGGUCAAGAGAGUAAAAAAUGAUGGAAAUGGAUGGAGGGCAACACAGCAUAGUUUUAUUUGCGGCAAGCACUUUGAAAAGGAUGACUACAUUCAACUCCCAACAGCUGAUACAGUUUCAUGCAGGCUUAAAAUAAGUGCCAUACCCUCAUUGUUCAAGAUUGACCUAUUUUCAUGUCACAACAGAAUGCGACAACAUGCUGGUACACACAUCAUGGAAACGAUCAGUCAACAGGAUACCCCACAGCCAGCAAAAGUGCAUAUAAACAAAAAUUAUGAAAAAGUCUUCAGAAUGGGAAGCAACGAUACAGAAAUAUCUAAUAAGCAAUUGAAAUCAAAAGUAAGAAACUUACAGCAACAACUGCGUCGAUGCAAAUCAAAAAUCGCCAACAUGUCAGAUGUCAUCAACAACUUAGAGCAGAACUUGAUUGCCAAAACCGAAAUUGCUGACAGAUUGCAUGCUUCAUUUGAUAAAUUACAACUAUCCAUUUUCCACAAUGCCAAAAACAACACCACUAUCUCCCCAUGUGGCAGACGAUACGCAGACGACAUCAAAGAAUUCUCUAUAACAUUAUACUUUAUUCACCUAAGGCAUAUGAAUAUGUGAGGUCAAUCAUACCACUGCCAAAUCCAUCUUUGAUCAGAAAAUGGUCAAGCUCAGUUGACUGCGAGCCAGGUUUCCUGCAGGAGGCAUUCCAAUCGUUGCAAAAUGAGGCAGAUAAAACACCAUCGAAGAAAGACUGUGGUCUCAUUAUUGAUGCCAUGUCAAUAAGGAAGCAAACAUUGUGGGACCCAAAGAAAGAACAGUACUCGGGUUUUGUUAAUUAUGGCCCGGUACUACCUGAAGAUCCUGAAACCGUUGCAUCUGAAGCAUUAGUUUUCAUAUUGGUUGGAAUACGAACCCGGUGGAAGUGUCCGAUUGGUUAUUUUCUGGCUGAUAAAAUGAAUGCUAAAACCCAAGCACAGCUGGUUAGGAUGGCCUUGGAAAAGGCAGCUGACGCAGGAUUAAGGGUUUGGUCAAUAAAUGCCGAUGGUACAUCUGUCAAUGUCAGCACGUUUACUCAAUUGGGUUGCAUAUUUGGUACAACAUACUACUCCAUGGUAACCAUGUUUAAGCAUCCAUCACGGAAUUACAAUGUCUAUGUAAUAUUGGAUACAUGCAAUAUGCUAAAACUCGCACGAAAUGCACUGGCCAGCUUAGGUUCAUUUUAUGACAGUGACGGUGGUGAAAUUCAAUGGAAGUUCUUUCAUCUUCUCCAUAACCUUCAAGAAGAUGAAAGAUUGAAUUUAGGAAACAAAUUCUCAGCACAGCACCUACAAUUUCAAAAGCAUAAAAUGAAUGUAAGAUUAGCUGCACAGACCCUAAGCUCAUCAGUGGCAAAUGCAAUCGAAUUUCUGGACGUUUCGGUGCAGCGACCGCAAUUUAAGAACAGUGGGCCUACUGUAAACUUUAUAAGAAAUAUUGACAGAGCAUUUGACAUUCUUAAUUCUAGAUGUCCUCGGGCUAAGGGAUGCAAGCAGCCUCUGAGAACCAAAUCAAUAGAUACAGGGCAAGAUUAUCUAAAAUCAACAGCAGAAUAUCUACUGUCACUGGUUGGGAAACAAGGAAAGAAUAAAGAACAAGAGCUUCUUUCUACUCACAGAAGAAAAACAUUUAUUGUUGGUUUUGUAGCUACCAUAAAAUCUACCAUCAACAUGGCAAAUGAAAUGUUUUAACUGAAAGAAAAUCCUUUUGCAUAUCUGUUAACGUACAAGUUCUCGCAAGAUUACAUUGAAUUGUUGUUCUCGUGUAUACGCUCUAAGGGUGGUUGGAACAAUAAUCCAAACAGUAUGCAGUUAAAAUACGCUCUUAGAAAAAUGUUUUUCACGAAUGCAGUGAAAGCCUCGAGGUUUUUCUUCGGGAAUAAUUCCAAUUUUACACAAGAGAAAACACAGAUACCCCUUAUCGAAGAAGAAAAGCCAGAACAUGGCCAGAAAUUGCGGACAUGGAUUCUGAGCAUGUGCGAACUUUCACAAACAAAAUGGCGGAUUUGUUAUAUAUAAAUCAUUAGGAGUGGCGCGGUUUUUUUCAAUUUAAACGUGUUUGGUAAUAGCUAUGUCAUUUGCAGACUUCGCAAUAUUAUAAAUUAUAUCUGGACCAUAAAACAGAAAAGUUUCGCAUCGAAAUCUUACCUAUAAGUUGUUCCAUUAUUCAAGUUCACUUCAUAGUACAUCGGCGUAUAAUAAAGUAUAAUAAAACUUGAGAAAAUCGUUGAAAACGUACAUUUUGCUCUGGCCGCAUGUAUCCCUCGAACCCUUCAUGAAAUUUGCAGACUUCCCGUCGUAUAAUAUAUGUUGUCCCCUGCUUGUCUGCAUAAUUUCAUAGUGAUACAAAUUUUUUAACUUGUUCCAAUUUACGGGACAAAAUGUUGAUAUUUUACCCAUAAAUACCUGUCCAUAGACCGUAAAACAUUGCAAGAAGAACGAUGUUUAAUGAAUUGUCGUCCAUGUUUGAUAUCAACAAGAAGCUUAGGAACCAGGCUUUCUUCCAGUGUGGGUUACACAGAGGGAUAGCGAUGUAUACACAAAAUAUUUGAGUCGUUUACCAUGCGCAUCACUUUAUAUCCCAUCAUAAUAAAUGAAAGGUAUGUAAAAGGCCGACAGUACCUAUUAUAUCUAUUUUCCUGCUUUAGUUAAACAAAAAACUAAGCAAAAUGUAUUUAUUUAGUUAAAACUUGCGUUUGUUAGGUAUGAAUAACUUUUCAGAGGAAAAACCGCUGAGAUACAUUGCGGGCGCAUGUCCUAAAUUUCUGGCCAUGAAUUAUUCCCGGUUUACACUAACAGAGCAGCUGCUAGUUGAACAGUUAGCUGAAAGAGGACAUUCAGAAAUUAUGGGAAACAUUCUGUUCUACAUCAGUGGAUUCAUAGUCAAAAAGUUGAUAAAAUUACUUGCCUGUACAGCUUGCAGAAGUUGUCUCAUUUCAAGUCUUUCAUCCUCAUCAGUCGACCAUGAUUACUGCGGUGCAAAAACCACACAACAUUCUGACACUCCAGCAGCCUCAGCUUCCACGCUAUUCGUCAACAGAGGCGGUUUAACCAUUUCCUCGCAAUCAGUCUACGCCGUUGUCAAGUAUGCUGAACAUAUUUUAAAGCGUUUGUUGUCAAGGAUGGGAAACACAUCAACUCAAGUGAAAAACUACGCAGUAAAAUGAUCAUGGAAGUCUGCCAUCAUUUUGUUGUCAAUGAGUCCUGUCAUGUAAAUAUCUUUGGCGAUCAUGAUCCCGGGAUGAACGAAGUUGGUUUGGACGAAAACCACAAGCUAAAAUUGAUCAAGUGCACUGCCGACAAGUACUUUGCGCUACGACUCUUCACGUACGGCAAGCGUUAUUGUGAAUCUGUUGUUCAAAAUGGAAAACAAAAUGACAGAUUUCAGUUAACUAAAUUAAUUUUGUUUAAUAACCAGUGAAAUAUUAAUAAAAUACUGGUAUAUUUGUACUUAUCUUUGUGUGUUGUGCUGUUUUAUAUGGCGAUGUUAAUAUUUAACUGACCAUAUCUUGCCGGUUGUCAGUUUGUCUGAAAUAUGUUCCGUUUAAAAUAGCAUUGAUCGUUGUCAUUUUCAAACUUUUUUGAUUCCGUCCCACUUCUUAUACACAGAAGACUUUUCCUAGAUCAUUAGAAAUACAUAAAGCAUCUCAAAAACGAAAGAAAAAGGCAACAAAUUGUGCAAUUUUACAUCGAACAUUUCCCAUUUUCGAUCGCCGCUCCUCAAGCACGCGUCCUCCAGUUUCCAGGGGGGUGUGUGUGAAAAUUUUUUGGGGCGAGCUGGCUUCAACCAAUCAUAGGACUCUAUCAUAGGAGUUAGCCUUCCAGUUAUAUUUAGUUCAAUGGUAUAGACCAAUUGCGAAACUUAGUGACCGCGCCUUAAACUGCACGAAAACGAGGCUUAUUAUGCAAAAACAAUUAAAGAAAUCAUUCUGCUAUAUUUUUAUAUAGCGAAAAAUGAAUUUCAGUGUUUAAGACGCGUUUUUAUGGUAAUCUCUUCAUUUUUUUUCAAUAUUUCUGUUUUGACUAUGUAAAUCUUUAUUAAACUUGUUCAUAGAUUUAGUCUUACUUCAAAUUGCAUUGAUUUUCGCGGCGUGCAAGGCAUUGUUUUGCUGUUUUUCGCCGUCCGAUAAAAGAAGCAGAUUAUACCAGAGAAAGAAUCAGGUAUUUUCCGUCUGUUUUAUUAAUACAUUUCAAAAAAUAAGUUGUAACAUUGAUUAAUUUUGUUUCAGUUGUUAUAUAAUAGCAAGUUUUCGAUUUUAACUUUAAAAAUAUGAAAGUAAAUGUCGGGCAAAAUUUGUAGAAAUUUUAUGUUAUUAUCUUUGACAAAAUCGGUUGUUUCUCGCCCGCGCGAAUUCUAAAAAAAUCUGAGUAGAAAGAGUUAUAUUUUAGUUUGCUAAGUUAUACUGGCUAUUUUAUUUGCAUCUUGAUCAGAUUUUAAAGUCUAGAUUUUUUCAAUCGCAUGCUAAAACAACAACGAAAUAUCUCUCCAAAGCGGAUAAAAAUAUAGUGGGAAAUUGAUGUUUAGGGAAGCCUCACAUAUCGAUUUUGUCCAUGAGAAACGUCAUAUGUUCGUUUCUCUGGAGACCCCCCCCCACCCCCCUUAGAAACGUCACACAUAGUUAUCGAUAUUUUGUUCUUACAGUACACUAUGAGUACACAUAAGGUAAUUUUCUACUAUUUUUUUUCGGUCGGCUAUUGGCGAUGCUUCCGCGAGGAAUAUGUCAUCUGCUGACAUACUCUUUUUUUAUUAAUAUAUAUAUAUAUAUAAACUUCGAAAUUUCCAACGUUUCUCAAAACAAUUUUUUUUGCAUGAAAUAUUGUAAUUUUAGCGCGUUUUUCUUGAAAUUUGAGUGUUUUCAAAGCAAGGAAGGCGUAAUAAUAUAAAUAUAUAGGUAUAUAGAACAGGUAUAGACUGCUCUUUGUAUCAAAUUGUUUUCUUUUUUAUAUUCUGCAAAGAUAAAAACUAUCGAAUUUUUCCAUGAUGUUUACAGAGAAACGUCACAGCUUCCACCCCCGCCCAAUGACGAACACAUGACGUUUCUCGUGGAAAAAAAUCGAUAUGUGAGGCUUCCAAUAUAGAUAAUUAAAUUUAACAAAUAUUUAUAUAACCUAGCACGAAAUAUUAAGAAAUGAUCAAAGAGAUUAAAGAAAAAACACUUCAAAAACCUUAAAAUUCACUUUUCGCUAUAUAAAAAUAUAGAAAUUGUUUUGUUUUUGCAUAAUAAGCCUCGUUCUCCUGCAGUAUAAAGGCGCGGCCACUAAGUUUCGCAAUUGAUCUAUACCUUAUUUAUAUUCUAUUUCUUGUAAAUAGAUCUAUGCACAUAAUUUUACGUAUACCGUGAAAUCCAGUUGUUACUACAAUUCGGUUUAUUAAUUAAACAGAAUAUUAUUAUAACUAUUAUUAUUAACACGAUACUUUUUUAUUAAGAACAAUUUUAAAAUUCAAAGCCCCCACCCGCCUAAAAUAUCACAUUUAAUUACAAAAUUAUCAACUCCACAAAUAUAUAUAUGUUAGGUAUGUUAUUUAACAAUUAUUUGCCAAAGACGAGGUGAUUAUCUGUGAAUAAAAAUCGAGACGAAGUCGAGGUUUUUAUUCACGAUAAUCACUGAGUCUGAGGUGAAUAAUUUUUUUGGUAAAAUUUCGUAUUUUAGUAUUAUUUCAUAUUUAUUAUUAUUUGGGAAAAAAUAGAAAAAUACACAUUUCUUUGUCAUUUCAUUGAAAAAACGGCUGCGAUCGCCAUUAUGAAAAUCGAGCUUAGCUGAUUAUCCGCGCGUUAUAUAAUUAUUCACCUUAUUAACGGCAACCAAUCAGGGUGGAAAAUUUUUAAUAAUCACCUAAUCAAGUAGAUUAAUGCCUGCGUCUAGCCUAGAAUUACAGUUUUUAAAAUUAAAACACUUUGAUGGCCAUAAAACCUCAGGAAAUCCAUAUUAUACUGGGAAAUUAAAAGUGCUUCACCACAGUAGUCAGAGCUCGACACUUAAACAUUUAGGUGGAAACAUGUCACGUGAUAUUUUUUGUGAUAUUAAAGGAAAAUAUCGUGAUUAAUUGUCAACGACAUUAUGGACUCGGCGUAAUAAAGGAUUCCGUUUUUGUUCAUUUUAAACACCUUAUUGUCAUAACUUUACGUUUCUAACUUCUAAUCGAGGAUUAGCUUUUGUUAUUAAAAUCCAAAAAUCAAUAAUAUCCUUGAGAUAUUCCAGCUAUCAAGGAUAUUAUUGAGGGCUCUGGCAAAUAGUCUUUCUAACGAUGCACACAAUUAAAACCAUGUGAAACGCAAUUUUUCAAAAUAAAUUAACCAUUUACAAAGCAAAUUUACAAUAAAAAAUUAUAAAACGACGCUGUUUUCUGGACUUAUCUCUCAGACUUCGGCUGAAAAGCCACCCAAAAAUGGCGGCGUGAUUGAAUUAAUUGUACUAAUUGUAUUUAAAUUGUCUAUUUUCGCAAACAAAUGAUGCAAACCCAAUACUAUAAUGAGCAGGAUGGUCCUGACUGCUAAAACGUAAUUGUUACAUAAAAAUACUAAUUAUAUUUUCCAUUCAGGUUCCCACUAUACCAUGCUGGUGCACUAUUUGGGUUGAGUCUUCUCGUUUCUGCUGUGGUUUCACUUUUUCAAAUUCCAAUGUUUGCUUUGAUGGAUGGGCCUUAUAAUGGCGACCCAAUAUGGGUAUGACUUUUGGGCGGAUAACGUUACAGACUAGUAUACUAGUAGUGGCUAGAAGCCUGGCACUAAGUAAAAAAUGACGCACCCUCCAAUUCUCUGUGAGUACUGAGAGACAUGCUUCUGUGAAGAGACCAAAUAGAUAUAUUACAUGCAGAAGUUUAUGUUUGUAUUAUUGCUAUUGAAAGUUAACAUUUUAAUAUAGUAGAAUGAUGCUUGCAGCAAAUAGACGGUGCAUCGAAAGUUCAAUAUACUCAAGUACUGUAUACAGUGUAAAACAGUUAUUUCGUUAUCACAACCGGCUCGUAUCCAAUAAUGAAAUGCCAUCUCUUUCCUGUCAGAAGGCAUGGCGCAUUGGCAAGUAAAAUCGUCUGAACCGGUAUUUUAUUCAGUUGACAUCGCACCAUUACGUCUGUUGUUUAAUUAACAUUGUAAAAACGUCGUUUGCUGUACAUUAACACCCAUUUACACGGUACUGGACGAAUUUGGGAUCGGGCUGAAAUUUGUCCUUGUUCGCCUGUUUACACGUCAAUUUGUCCUGUUAGAGGGUCUCAAAUUCGUCCGGUUCCGUGGUUCUCGUGUAAACGGAAGUUCGAAACGGACGAAUUUCAGCCGUCUGUUCGAAAUUUGCCCGAUACCUUGUAAACGGGGUCUUAUAGCAAACUUCGUGCAAGCGCGUAUGUUAAACUUUGGAACAAGUUUUUUUAUUAUUUUGAGAUUGAUUGAAAAUUCAUUUUUUAGGUUUUCAGGAAAAAAAACAGGCAUGCGCGAAACAGUCAUAACCACUGGUUAUCAAUCAUUAACUUAACAUACAGCUUUUUUUAUUGUUUAUAAAUAGAUCAAUGUUGGUUUGUUGGUAGUUCAAAUCCUGGUCAUGGUUCAUCCAGUCUAUCUUUGGCAUUGUUCAAAAGAUGAGAAGAAAUGUAGUAAUAAUCUUUAAUAAUCAUAGACAUACAGACUGACCCUAAUGAUAGUGAGACUACAUUUUAAAGCGGGAUUCAAGUCCGCUUUUCUCGUGCGCUGGCUAUGUUUAGGCCUACAUGUUGUUCUGUAAGUACAUACCAUGCAGUCACAAAUUAGGUUCCAAAACUAAUUUAUCAUAAACAUACAUCCUAUUUAUACAUACAGUUUGACAUAAUUAUUUAAUAAAAAAAUGAACAAUGCAUGCAAAUCUAAGUUCUAAUUAAUAUACUACACGUAGCUUUUGCGCUGCUUGGAUUACUGUGGACCAUUGAGA
Molecule: messenger RNA, 18450 nt
Organism: Paramuricea clavata
Lineage: Eukaryota; Metazoa; Cnidaria; Anthozoa; Malacalcyonacea; Plexauridae
Source: the annotation of a GenBank genome assembly